GUGUGUGUGUCCGUGUGUGUGAGUCCUCCAGCUCCUCCAGCUCCUGACGGCUGCUUGUGGACACACCAAGCCGAGCAGCAGCGUCCCCCCCCCGGAUCGAACCCUCCAGAAGACCCCGGGGACAAACCUCAGACUCACACAUGAGUCCAACACACACAAGGACACACACUCCACAGCCACUGAACCGUGAACCAUGGAGGACCGAGGCCCGGCUCAGAGGAAGAUGUCCACAGCUGGAGACAGUCUGUACAAGGUGCUGGGUCUGGAGAGAGGAGCCACACAGGAGGACAUCAAGAAGGCCUACAGGAAACUGGCACUAAGGCAUCAUCCCGAUAAGAACCCGGACAACCCAGAAGCUGCGGAGAAGUUCAAGGUGAUCAACAACGCCAACUCGAUCCUCAGCGACGAGAACAAGAGGAAGAUCUACGACGAGUACGGCUCCAUGGGCCUGUACGUGGCCGAGCAGUUCGGAGAAGACAGCGUGAAACUGCACUUCAUGGUGAACAAGUGGUGGUUCAAGGCCCUCCUGGUGUGUGGCUGUUUCUUCACCUGCCUCUGCUGCUGCUGCUGCUGCUGCUUCUGCUGCGGGAAGUGCGGCCCCCCCGCCACCGAGGAGGAGGCCAACUUCCACAUGGAUCCAGACGACCUGGACGGAGAGUUUGAAGAUCACAGCACAGCAGGAGAUCCUGUGAUAGUUGCUCAGCCGAGCUCUUCUACUGCUGCUGCUGCUGAUGAGGAUCCAGCAGCAGCAGGAGACCACGUGAUCGUUAUGCAGCCGAGCUCUGCUGCCACUGACAAAUCAGGUGAGAACGCAACGAUUGUGAUUCAGCCUCGAGCGAGUGACGGCUCCUCGGGGCCCGGAGCCGCAGAACAGGACGAGUGAGCUCAGGAAUGAAGACGUGAAUGAAUGAGCUGAGCGAGUGGAGUCAUAUCUGAUUCUGAACCGUCUCUAAACCAGGUCGUGGCUGUUGAUUAAGAUUAAGAUUGAUGAACACAAGCCCAGUGCCUGUGUGUGUCUGUCUGUGUGUGAAUGUGUGCGUUCCUCUCAGACUGUGGCAGACCUGCAGAAAACCUGUUCAUGUCUCAGGUGUUUUUUUGUUUACAUGAACAAGGAAGCCAUCGGAUUGUGCCAACGUUCUCUUCCUUUUAAAAAAACAAUGUUAAUGGUGUAUUCUUUGAUCCCCGUCUUUUAUUUAUUUCUAUAAGAUAUAAUAUGGAGCAACUCUUAAAAAUGACCAGAUGUUUUCUUUUUUUUGUUGACUUGUGUACUUUGAUUGUGUAAACGGUUUCCAACAGAGUCCAAACCCAGAGAAAUCCAAAGUUUUAUUCAUGGGAAUGUUACAUUUAAAAUUUGGUCUUCCUUUUUAAUUUGUGUCAAAUGAGCUCUGCCCGUGAUUUUGUCCGUCUCGGCUCAAACCUCGAGAUAACUCAUCGUUAGCCAGUCGUCAGUUUUGUUUGGACUGGUCACUCGUGAUGGAUCAGGAUUCCUUCAUUGCCGUUUGAUUCGUUACCUCAUGGAAAACACGUCUUUGCCAAAGAGCUGAGCGGGGGGGCACAGAGUAGCUGUACUGCACAAGCACUUGAAACGAAAGCCAACAUGGACUUUAUUUUAUUAUGACUUUUUGUGCCAACUGUUUCUGGUUUUCAGAUAUUUCUGGAUGCUCCAGAUGUGUUGAGAGCUUUUCUUCUUCUGUGGUGUUAGAGACGACUUGUUCCCUGAGAAAUUGUGACGAUGUGUUAAAGGUCCAGUGUGUAAGAUUUACCUUAGAAUAGGCCUUUUAUAUUUAAACACUUUAUAUUAAGAAGGAAGGAAGGGGAGGGUGAGGUGAGGGGUAUUAGGCUGCAAUAUGCAACUUCACCACUAGAUGUCACAAAAUUCUACACACUGAACCUUUAAUACUGGAAUCAUGUUAUCUUGUAAAUUCAGAGAUAUAUUUUUUAAAUCUGAGGUUUUUAUAUAUUUGCAUAUAUAUUUAUGUAAAACCUUAGAUUAUGUCAUCUUUAAUCAUGUUUUUAUUUGAUUUUUUAUGGGUGGGCAUCGUUGGGUUGCUUCUAUCUUAUUUUAUUUGUACAAAUCUGUAUCUAUUCCAUCUUUAUUUUUUUCCCAUCAGGCAGGUCACACAAUGUAUUUAAUUAAUGAAAAAGUACCGAUUUCUUUUUGAAUGACUUUUACAUGUUUGUGUCUGUAAAUUGUAAAAUUUCUCUGUUCAAAUAAACUGG
Limanda limanda (common dab) is the source of this 2220-nucleotide messenger RNA. RefSeq names its product dnaJ homolog subfamily C member 5-like. The transcript is spliced from 7 exons. The record is from RefSeq and is a predicted model, not a curated record. Bases 194 to 883 code for a protein of 229 amino acids. NCBI's taxonomy places the organism in Eukaryota, Metazoa, Chordata, Actinopteri, Pleuronectiformes, Pleuronectidae.